This is a messenger RNA of Kickxella alabastrina, 4416 nucleotides long. Its product is annotated as multi drug resistance-associated protein MRP. Gene Ontology annotation, biological process: transmembrane transport. Bases 1 to 4416 code for a protein of 1471 amino acids. The transcript has a single exon. The record is from RefSeq and is a predicted model, not a curated record. Gene Ontology annotation, cellular component: membrane. Lineage: Eukaryota; Fungi; Kickxellomycota; Kickxellomycetes; Kickxellales; Kickxellaceae. Gene Ontology annotation, molecular function: ATP binding; ATP hydrolysis activity; ABC-type transporter activity.
AUGUACGCCCUGCCACGCUCAUAUACGCACUCGGCAGUCUUCUGGAUCAAGCUAGCACUGGCAGGCGCCGUCGCGCUAGCUGCAGUGGCCGAGUUCGUGUUUAUAGUAUUGCGCAAGUCGCUCUCGCAUGGACUCAACGCGAUUGUGCUGGGGCAGCUGGCACAGAUCGUCGCGUACGCGGUGGCAGCCAAGCUGCACUACUACGAGCACACGCGCGCGCGGCGGUCGUCAGACCAGCUCUUGCUGUUCUGGCUGGCGUCCCUAGCAAUGUGGGUGUUGACGCUGCGCACCGACCGCAUUGCAGGGCGCCCGUCGCCCGAGAAGCAUCCGUGGGUGUGGAAUGCGCGCUACGCGUCGGCAGCAGCGGUCGCCGCGCUGUUCGGCGCCGAGCUGUGGCCGCGGCGGCUGCCCGAGUACGCGCUGCCGGCGGACUACGACGACAGCCGUGAGUCAGUGGCACGCUUUGGCAUGCGGGCGCCUGAGGAAGACGCCAACGUGUUCUCUCGGCUGACAUUUUCGUGGAUGUCGCCACUGCUGCGGCUAGGCCGCCGCAAGCAGAUCGGUGAGCGUGACCUGUGGGGCCUGCCCUGGCGGCUCGCACCAGCCAAUGUCGCUGAGCUGUUCGCCGAGCGCUGGCAGCACGAGCUGGACACCCACUCGACGCCAUCGCUGCUGCGCGCACUGUGGCUGACAGUCGGCCCACCCUUUGCGCUUGCCGGCGUGUUCAAGUUUGUGCAAGACGCGCUGCAGUUCUCGCAACCCGUGCUGCUGUCUCGGCUUAUUGGCUUCGUAGCCUCGCACGCGACUGAGGAUCCACAACCCGUGUCGCACGGCUACUUCUAUGCGUCCGCGAUGCUGGUGCUGCAGGUUGUACAAACACUGUUCUUGCACCAGUACUUCCAGCUGGGAAUGUCUACCGGCAUGAAGGCCAAAUCCUGCUUGACAACAGCGAUCUACAAGAAGGCGCUGCGCCUGUCCAACGAGACGCGCCAGCAGUACAGCACUGGUAGCAUCGCGACGCUGUUUUCCGUUGACGUUGAGCGCAUCGGCGGCGUCACCGACUACGCGCACAUCGCGUGGUCUGGCCCGCUUCAAAUUGUGCUGGCCACAUACCUGCUGUACACAACCCUUGGGUGGUCGGUCUUUGCUGGCAUCGUCAUCAUGGUCAUCGCUGUGCCGGUCAAUGGCUGGAUCACCAAGCGCAUGCGUGACCUGCAGAUAGCGCAGAUGAAGAACAAGGACAUGCGCAACACGCUGAUCGAUGAGGCACUGUCGGGAAUCAAGGUCAUUAAGCUAUAUGCCUGGGAGCGCUCGUUCUUGAAGAAGAUCCAAUACGUCCGCGAGUCGCUGGAGCUCGUCACGCUGAGCAAGUACGGCCGGAUGUUUGCAUGGAGCUCGGUUGCCAUGAUGGCUGUGCCCUUCCUGGUGUCGUUCGUGACUUUCCUCAUAUAUUCACUGUUUGACGGCGUGUCGCACGGCCCGCUGACUGCGCAGCUGGUCUUUGUGUCGCUGUCAUUGUUCAACCUUCUGCGCUUCCCGCUGACCAUGGUGCCCAUGAUAAUCUCGUCCAUCGUCGAUGCCAGCGUGGCAUUGGGCCGUAUAUACAAACUGCUCACCAGCGACGAGCUCGACGAUGAUAGCGUUGCUCGUCUUCACAGCACGCGCCAUCAGGCUGCCGGGCCGUCAGGCAGCGACAAGGAGGACGCUGUAAUUGUCAGCGACGCGUCGUUCCGCUGGGCCAAGCACGGACCGCUCAUCCUCGACAGCAUUGAUUUUAGCGCGAGGAGCAACGAGCACCUGGCGAUUAUUGGCAAGGUAGGCUCGGGCAAGUCCUCAAUGGUCUCAGCAAUUCUCGGCGACAUGAGGCGUGAGCAAGGCAGUGUCACAGUCUGUGGCCGGGUGGCCUAUGUGCCGCAGCAGCCGUGGAUCAUGAAUGCGACUCUGCGCGAAAAUAUUCUUUUUGGACUUAAGUACGACGAGGUGUUCUACAACCGGGUCAUCGACGCCUGCGCGCUGCGCCCCGAUCUUGCCAUACUGGCCGCAGGUGACAUGACCGAGAUCGGCGAAAAGGGCAUCAACCUGUCGGGUGGCCAAAAGGCACGAGUGUCGCUGGCACGUGCUGUGUACUCGCGAGCGGAUGUGUACAUUCUCGACGACCCGCUCUCAGCUGUCGACGCGCAUGUGGGCAAGCACAUAUUCGCUCACGUGCUGGGCCCGCAGGGUAUGCUCAAGUCACGGUGCAGAAUCCACGUCACGAAUGCUCUCCAGUUUAUCAGCAAGUGUGAUUCUGUGCUGCUGCUGCGCGAUGGGCUUCCAGCAGAGGUCGGCACCAUUUUGGAUUUGAUCGAGCGCCGAGGUCUGGUGUAUGAUUUGAUCCAGCAGUUUGGCAAUGUCGAUCUAUCCACGCCGCCUUCGACUGCUGGCGUCACACCUGUUGGCAGUGUGGUUGAUCUUGAUGCGCCUGUUGGUUUUGACAAUGCACGCAGACGAUCGACAAUGAACUCGCUGCCAUCCGCCAGCAUUGCUCCAGUUCAUCGCCCCGGAGAGUUGGUCUCUAUGGCGGAAAGCAGGAACAUCAGUGACAGCAGCGGCAUUGGGCAGCGCGAUGUGCUAAUUGCUGAAGAGGUCUCUGCCAUUGGCAAAGUUUCAACGUCUGCGUACAUCGACUACUUUCGCAGCUGCACGUGGAAUGGCACAUCCAUGUUUGUGGGGGGCAUGAUCCUGAACCAGGCACUUCUCGUAUUAAGCAACGUUUGGUUGAAGGUCUGGUCGACCGCCAACGAGGAGAGCGAGCGCCGAGGACACGAGCUGUCCGUCAGCAGUAAACAUGGCCCACUCUACUACAUUGUGAUAUAUGGACUAUUUGGCCUGGCCUCUGCCGUAUUCUGUUAUAUUCGGUCUGUCGUUCAAUGGAGUGUGUGCGCUGUGCGCAGCGGCCGUGCUACACAUCAGAAAAUGCUGGAGGCUGUAUUCCACUCGCCAACAAGCUUUUUUGACACGACGCCUCUGGGCCGCAUUCUGCAGCGCUUUUCCAAGGACCAGAACAGCGUCGAUGAGGUCAUUCCGCGAACAGUUGCCCAGUGGUUCCAGAACCUAACAAAUAUUUCUAUGUCACUAGUUGUCAUCGUCUGGUCACUACCGGCAUUUGGCUUAGUUAUGUUGCCAGUCUUUGUGUUUUUCUUCUAUCUGAAGAACUACUUUUUGAUGACCUCGCGCACGCUCAAGCGACUCGACUCUACCACACGCAGCCCCAUCUAUGCGAGUUUCCAAGAGUCUCUUGCUGGCGUCUCCACCAUCCGUGCGUAUGGAAAGUCGGAGAGAUUCAUGACUGAAAACUUGCGCAAGAUUGAGACAAACCAACGAUGCGUCUAUCCAUAUCUGUCACUCAACCGUUGGCUGGCUGUUCGGCUUGAAUUUCUCUCGGCAUUCAUUAUUUUUGCGACUGCGAUGCUGGGUGUUAUCUCGCUAUUGUAUGGUAAGGGCGACGCUGGUCUGGUUGGCUUGUCUGUCACUUACGCCCUGCAGAGUACGCAGCAGAUUAACUGGAUGUUGCGCAUGGAGUGCGAUCUUGAGAACAGCAUGUGUGAUUAUGUGCGAAUCCAAGAGUUUCAAGAGCUGGUCUCCGAGGCUCCCGAGGUUAUCGAGGACAACCGUCCGGCGCAGUCCUGGCCAGAGCAAGGUACGGUUGAGUUCAAAGGAUACUCAGCCAGGUAUCGCGAGGGACUUGACCUGGUACUUCGCGACCUGUCGUUCCGCGUGCUGCCCAAACAGAAGGUCGGCAUUGUGGGCCGUACGGGCGCUGGCAAAUCUUCGCUGACUCUGGCACUGUUCCGGAUCAUUGAAGCCGCAGGUGGCCAGAUUUUGAUUGAUGGCGAGGACAUUGCCCAGUACGGUCUGUAUGAUGUGCGUAGCAAGCUGUCGAUCAUUCCGCAGGACCCUGUGCUGUUUGCUGGCACGGUUCGCGAGAACCUUGAUCCCUUCAACAGCUAUUCAGAUCAGGAGAUCUGGCAUGCACUCGAGCACGCACACCUGGCCGAUGUCGUGCGCUCCAAGGACGAGGCACUCGAAUUUGUAGUCGCGCAGGGCGGCGAGAACUUUAGCGUCGGCCAGCGCCAGCUCAUCUGUCUUGCGCGUGCGCUGCUCAAGCGCGCCAAAGUGCUUGUGCUCGACGAGGCCACGGCGGCAAUUGACAACUCAACCGACUUGAUAAUCCAGGAGUCCAUCCGCAAGGAGUUCAAGGACUGCACCGUGCUGACCAUUGCGCACAGGCUCAACACGAUUAUUGAUAGCGACAUGAUAUUGGUUGUUGAUGGCGGCAGGCUUGCUGAGUACGACACGCCAGGCAACCUGCUGGCUGAUGAGACCAGUCUGUUUGCUAAGCUUGUCGAGGAAUCCCGCAACAACGACUCGCAAUAA